Heterostelium album PN500 is the source of this 6870-nucleotide messenger RNA. RefSeq names its product phosphatidylinositol kinase family protein (gene tor). Bases 1 to 6870 code for a protein of 2289 amino acids. NCBI's taxonomy places the organism in Eukaryota, Evosea, Eumycetozoa, Acytosteliales, Acytosteliaceae. The record is from RefSeq and is a predicted model, not a curated record. Gene Ontology annotation, biological process: negative regulation of macroautophagy; TOR signaling; protein phosphorylation. Gene Ontology annotation, molecular function: protein-containing complex binding; protein binding; protein serine/threonine kinase activity. The transcript has 5 exons. Gene Ontology annotation, cellular component: TORC1 complex; TORC2 complex; nucleus.
AUGUCUUCUUCAGAGCAACCUCCUCAAUGGGCAGAUGCAUUGAAUAAGAUCCUUUCGGAUCUGAAGAACAAAAAAGAGGAAGAUAGAAUAAAGGCAUCAAAGAAUUUAAGAAAUUAUGUAAUUACACAAUCAAGAGAGAUGUCGAAUGAAAAUUUCACGAAAUUUAUGCAAGAUGUGAAUGUUAUUAUAUUUGAGUUGGUCAAUAGCAAUGGUAUUGCCGAGAAGAUCGGUGGUAUUCUGGCGAUCGACGAGUUGAUAGAUGUAGACUACGACGAGAACGCAGCUAAAAUCACAAAACUUGCCAACUAUCUGCGUAUCGCGCUGUCCACUAACGACCAGACGGUGAUGCAGAUGGCCAGUAAGGCACUGGGUCGUCUGGCCCGUUCCAGUGGCACUCUGACAGCAGAGUGUGUCGAGUUCGAGGUGACGCGUGCUCUCGAGUGGCUCAGUGGCGACCGUUACGAGAAUCGUAGACACGCCUCUGUGCUGGUUCUGAAAGAGCUCGCCCAGAAUGCGCCAACCCUAUUUUACGUGCACGCCGCCAACUUUGUCGAUUUGAUCUGGGUGGCGUUGCGCGAUACCAAGCUUGCCAUUCGUGAGGGUGCCGUCGAGGCGCUGCGUGCCUGUCUCGAGUUGAUCGCCGAGCGUGAGUCGCGUCUCCGACUUCAAUGGUACCAAAAGAUCUACGAUGAAUCACAAAAGGCAUUCAAACAGAAUGGUUCGCCCGAGGCCAUACACGGUUCGUUAAUCACACUUGGCGAACUCCUUAGAAACACCGGUGAUUUCAUGUACAAUAGAUUCAAAGAUGUUUGUGAUACAAUACUACGAUAUAAAGAGCAUCGUGAUAAACUUGUAAAGAAAACUGUUAUCACAUUAUUACCAAGAUUAGCUAUAUUUUGUCCAAAAGACUUUGUUCAUCAUCAUUUAAAUACUUGUAUGGCACACUUGUUGGGUGCACUUAGAAAUCAGAAUGAGAGAUCCACUGCUUUUAUUGCGCUGGGUGAGAUUGCUCUGGCGGUGGGCGGCAGUAUUAAGCCUUAUUUAGAUAGGAUCGUUGUUAUGAUAAAAUCGGCGUUGGCCACCAAGGGCAAACAGUUCAAUCCCGAGGUGCUGACUUGUAUCAAACCGGGCACACCUUCGCAGUACCGCAAGAGUUCUGCGCCGUUCCAAGGUGUUUCCAUUGGCUAUACUCUGCCGAACCCCGACACCGACCCCGCUAUCACAGCACUGGCACUACGCACACUUGGAUCGUUUGACUUUUCACAUCACAACCUGUUGGAGUUUGUCAGAGAUACAGUCUCCACUUUCCUGGAUGACGAUAAUCCCGAUAUUAGAAGAGAAGCAGCGAUUACCUGUGCUGUGUUGAUGGUUAAGCCAGGCGAACCAGCUCCAACACGUGGACACACCGCAGUCAUUGUUGGUGAGGUACUGGAAAAGUUGUUGGUCGUCGGUAUUGCCGAUCCAAAUCCAUCGAUUCGUAAGACCGUACUCAGUUCACUCGAUAUCCGAUUCGACCACCAUUUGGCGCAAGCAGAGAACUUGCGUAGUCUUUUCAUUGCGCUGAACGACGAGGUCUUUGAAAUCAGAGAGUUGGCAAUCUCUGUCAUCGGUCGUCUCACCAUUCGUAAUCCAGCCUACGUCAUGCCAUCACUGAGAAAAACACUGAUCCAACUGCUGACAGAACUAGAGUUUAGUGGUGACAGUCGUAAUAAGGAAGAGUCAGCACGUUUGCUUGGACAUUUGAUUGGCGCCUCUGAAAAGUUGAUCAAACCAUACGUCGAGCCAAUCCUGAAGGCGCUACUGCCAAAGCUUCGCGACAGUAAUCCACGUGUUGCAUCGUGUGUGUUGGCAGCACUCGGAGAACUCUCGGUGGUCGGUGGCGAAGAGAUGUCACAACACAUCGAUCAGCUUCUCCCAUUGAUUAUCGAUACUCUCCAAGAUCAAUCUUCAACAUCGAAGCGUGAAGUUGCACUGAAAACUCUUGGACAACUGGCAUCUUCCACUGGCUACGUUAUCAAGCCAUUCGCCAAGUAUCCAACGCUUCUCGAUAUUCUCCUGAACGCUAUCAAGACCGAGAGAAACAGCAAUAUUCGACGUGAAGUUAUCAAGGUGUUGGGUAUCCUUGGUGCACUCGAUCCGUACAAACACAAGAUGAACGAACUUGGACAGCGUAGAGAGGAUCCAAAGAUCGAUGACAAGAGCACCUCUGGUUCCAUCAAUGAUUUGGUGAGCAUCUCGCCGUCGUCCGAAGACUACUAUCCUACUGUUGCUAUCACUGCGCUCAUGAAGAUUCUUCGUGAUCCAUCGCUCUCCAUCUAUCACACCAAUGUCAUUCAAGCGGUUAUGUUUAUCUUUAAGAGUCUUGGACUCAAGUGUAUUCCUUUCCUUCCACAGAUUAUGCCACCGUUCCUUCAUGUAAUGAAUUCAUGCGAACCAGGUUUCAGAGAGUUCCUCUUCCAACAGCUCGUUCAACUCGUUCCCAUCGUAAAGCAACACAUUCGUGAUUAUCUCGUCGAUAUCUUUGCGCUCAUCGAGAAAUACUGGAAUUCCAACUUGUUGAACUUGAUCAAUUUGGUCGAGGAAAUCUCAUCAGCGUUGAACGACGAAUUCAAGGUGUAUCUUCCAAAUUUGAUUCCACAGAUGUUGAAUGUUUUGCACACCGAUCGUACACUAAAGAGAUUGCCAACAUCAAAGGUGUUGAAAGCUCUCGAGGUAUUCGGUACGAACCUCGAUGACUAUUUGCAUUUGGUGAUUCCAGCCGUUGUCAAAUUGUUUGAGCAAGUCGAUGUCACACCACAAGUACGUAUUCUAGCGAUUCAAACCAUUGGUCGUCUAUGUAAAAAGCUCAAUUUCUCUGAUUAUGCAUCGAGAAUCAUCCAUCCAUUGGCAAGAGUUUUGGAUGUCGACGGUACCAACGAGCUGAAAGAUGAUGCACUUCAAACACUUUGUGCUCUCGUCUACCAGCUCGGUUCCGACUAUGCCAUCUUCAUCCCAAUGGUUGGAAAGGUGUUGGCCAAGCGUGAAAUCCAGUGUAACAACUACGAGGUUUUGGUUUCAAAGUUGUUGAAGAAUCAACAGUUGGUUGGCACUGGCAAUGGCGAUGGCGACACCCAGGGAAUCAGACAUCCAGACACCGCAUCCGAAGAGAACACUACCACUGUAUCUCCGGAGAUUGGAUUCAAAAAGCUAAAGGCCAAUGAACAGCACUUGAAGAAUGCAUGGGAGACUUCUCAGCGUUCGACCAAAGAAGAUUGGGUUGAAUGGAUUCGUCGUUUCUCUGUUGAACUCCUUCGUGAAUCACCUUCGCCCGCACUACGUUCUUGUCUGUCGUUGGCGCAAGAUUAUCAUCCGUUGGUUCGUGAGUUGUUCAAUGCCGGUUUCGUAUCGUGUUGGACCGAGUUGCACGAGCAAUAUCAAGAUGAAUUGGUUACCAGUUUAGAGACUGCACUGCUCUCACCCAACAUUCCACCAGAAAUCCUUCAGACUCUUCUUAAUCUCGCAGAGUUUAUGGAGCUACACGAGAAGCCACUGCCAAUCGAUAUCAGAACACUUGGUGCUCUCGCAGAAAAGUGUCAUGCCUACGCCAAAGCAUUGCACUACAAAGAAAUUGAAUUCCAACAGUCUGCCAACUCCACCAUUGAAGCACUGAUCAGUAUCAACAAUCAGUUGCAACAACCGGAAGCUGCCAUCGGUAUUCUUAUCUAUGCCCAAAAGAAUCAUAGUGUCGAGCUGAAGGAGUCGUGGUACGAGAAGCUCAGACGUUGGGAGGAUGCGUUGGCUGCCUACGAGAAGAAACAAAAGGACGAUCCCAACUCAAUUGAGAAUACACUCGGUAUCAUGAGAUGUCUACAUGCACUCGGUGAAUGGGAGCGUCUCUCACAGUUGACAAGCGAUGUCUGGAAGAAUGCAAACGAAGGAACAAGACUAUCGAUUGCACCACUUGCUUCCGCCGCCUCUUGGAAUCUUUCUAGUUGGGAGUCAAUGGAUGAGUAUGUCAAGGCAAUGUCACAGGAUACCAUUGAAGGAUCGUUCUAUCGUGCCAUUCUCGAAGUCCACAAGGACAACUAUGACAACGCUCAAAAGCACAUUGAACACGCACGUUCAUUGGUCGACACUGAAUUGUCUGCGCUGCUUGGUGAGAGCUAUAACCGUGCCUAUAAGAUGGUGAUUCGUCUCCAACAACUCUCUGAGCUAGAGGAGAUCAUCGAGUACAAGAAGUGUGGAGGUGAAGGAAACGAUCGUCGUCAGAUGAUCAAGAAUACCUGGAAGACAAGAUUGAGAGGUUGCCAACACAAUGUAGAUAUCUGGCAAUCGGUACUUGCCGUCCACUCAUUGGUGAUUUCGCCACACGAAGAGUUGGACAUGUGGUUGAAGUUCAUUGGUCUCUGUAGAAAGAGUUCCAGAAUUGGAUUGGCUCAAAAAACACUGUCAAUGUUGAUGGGUAAAGAUCCAACCACUCAUCAGUUUGGUGGAAUCCUACCAAACACUCAUCCACGUAUUACAUUUGCCUAUAUUAAACAACUUUGGAGUGCUGGCGCCAAACAACCGGCAUUCGAAAGACUACGUACAUUUGUGCAGGCACUGAAGGAUACCGACGAUCUUCCGCUACAGGGUCGUGCUCAUUUGAAGUUGGGAGAGUGGCAACUCGAACUCGGUGAUACACUGAAUGAAUCAUCGAUUCCACACAUCAUUGCUUCGUUCCGUUCGGCAACCGAUUGCGAUCCCAACUGGUACAAGGCAUGGCACUCGUGGGCUUUGAUCAAUUUCGAAGUUGUUUCGCACUACGAGCAAAACGGUGGUACUCAAGAGCAAAUCGCCAGUCACUUGCUCCCAGCCAUUCACAGUUUCUUUAGAUCGAUCGCACUCGCACCAGAUCAAUCACUCCAAGACACACUUCGUCUGUUGACUCUCUGGUUCAAGCACGGUGCACAAAAAGAUGUAGAAGCCUCUUUGAUGACAGGAUUCAAUACAAUCAGUAUCGAUACAUGGUUACAAGUUAUUCCACAGCUGAUUGCACGUAUUCAUGCACCUGUAUUGCCAGUUAGAAGAUUAUUACACGAGUUGCUCGAUUCGAUUGGUAAGGAGCAUCCACAAGCUCUUGUAUAUCCACUGACCGUUGCCACCAAGUCACAGUCGCCAGCUCGUCUCGCAGCUGCCAAGGCAAUCAUGGAUAAGAUGCGUAAACAUACCAAUCUCGUUGAUCAGGCACUUCCUGUCAGUCAAGAGUUGGUUCGUUCCGCUAUUCUCUGGCAUGAGAUGUGGUACGAAGGUUUAGAAGAUGCCUCACGUCAAUACUUUGGUGAGCACAAUCCGGAUGCUAUGUUGGCCACUCUUGCACCACUCCAUCAGAUCCUUGAGAAAGGUCCAGAAACAACAUCGGAAACCUCAUUCAUUCAUGCAUUUGGUCGUGAUCUUCAAGAGGCACUCGAAUGGUCAAAGAAAUACGAACGUUCGCGUAAGGACGGUGAUCUCAAUCAAGCUUGGGAUCUCUACUACCAGGUGUUCAGAAGAAUCUACAAACAACUACCGCAAAUGAUUUCAUUGGAACUCCAGUACAUCUCACCAAAGUUGAUCAAUUCAUCCGAUAUGGAUUUGGUAGUACCGGGUACCUAUAGAGCUGGUGAACCAAUCAUUAGAAUUCAAUCAUUCUCUCCAGUGUUGAGCGUCAUUCCAUCGAAACAGAGACCUCGUAAACUCACAAUCAUUGGUUCCGAUGGUUUGGAAUACACUUUCCUGUUGAAGGGACACGAGGAUCUCAGACAAGACGAAAGAGUAAUGCAGCUGUUUGGUUUGGUAAACACAUCGCUCAGUGCCAAUCAUGAAACUGCCAAGUCUCAUUUGAGUAUCAGACGUUUCAGUGUCAUUCCACUCUCACCAAACUCUGGUCUGAUCGGUUGGGUUCCACACUCUGAUACAUUGCAUGCUCUCAUUCGUGACUAUCGUGAGAGUAGCAAGAUUCUCCUCAAUAUUGAACAUCGUUUGAUGUUGCAGAUGUGUUCCGACUAUGAUAAUCUCACUCUGCUCCAAAAGGUCGAAGUCUUUGAGUAUGCUCUCGAAUCGACAACCGGACAGGAUCUCCACAAGGUUCUCUGGCUGAAAUCUAGAAACUCUGAGAUUUGGCUCGAUCGUCGUACCAACUACACUCGUUCACUCGCAGUCAUGUCGAUGGUCGGUUACAUUCUGGGUCUGGGGGAUCGUCAUCCAUCGAAUCUUAUGCUCGAUCGUCACACCGGUCGUAUUUUACAUAUCGAUUUCGGUGACUGUUUCGAAGUUGCUAUGCAUCGUGAGAAGUAUCCAGAGAAGAUUCCAUUCCGUCUCACAAGAAUGUUGAUCAAUGCUAUGGAGGUUUCAGGAAUCGAAGGUAACUUCCGUUUGACUUGUGAAGCGGUUAUGACCGUUCUCAGAAAUAACAAAGAGAGUUUGAUGGCAGUGUUGGAGGCAUUUGUUCACGAUCCUCUGAUCAACUGGAGAUUGCUCACACCCAAUCACGAAAAGGAAACUAAAAUCAAACAGGAUCUCAUCGAUACCGAAUCUCCAGAACCCUCACUCACCACCAGUCCAGUACACAGACAACCAAGAGGUCACCAAAGAGUCGAUGAACAGGUUGAGGCUGAAGUUGUUCCAGAGGCAUUGAACGAAAGAGCUCUCGUUGUAAUUAAUCGUGUUAAUAAGAAGUUGACUGGUAGAGAUUUUAGUAAUGAGACAUUGGAGGUCGCCGAACAAGUUCAAAAACUUAUCGAUCAAGCCACUUCACAUGAACAUCUUUGCCAAUGUUAUGUUGGUUGGUGUGCUUUUUGUUUAAAUAAUAAUUAUUUUAAAGGAUAUGUUGAUUUGUCAACUAAAGAUAUUCAAACAUAUCAAUCAAAUUGA